Messenger RNA from Patiria miniata (bat star), 2483 nucleotides. RefSeq names its product regulator of MON1-CCZ1 complex-like. NCBI's taxonomy places the organism in Eukaryota, Metazoa, Echinodermata, Asteroidea, Valvatida, Asterinidae. The transcript is spliced from 8 exons. Gene Ontology annotation, biological process: regulation of autophagy. Bases 1 to 1092 code for a protein of 363 amino acids. The record is from RefSeq and is a predicted model, not a curated record. Gene Ontology annotation, cellular component: late endosome membrane; Mon1-Ccz1 complex; lysosomal membrane.
AUGUGGCACCAUUUUGCAUCUAGCCCAACGUCAACUACCACUACCCAGUCCAUCUGGCCUAUCAAGCUGAGGGUUGCUGGGAUACCUACGCAGACGGGACUAGAAAUGCGCGAGGUCAACAUUGAUUUGUACUCACCCAACUGGGUGGUGUUCCAACCCAACACGGUGAUUGAUGCCCGGCUGGGAUGUCUGUGGCAUGUCCAUCUCAGACUGGAGCCACUGGUCACAAUGAUCCCAGACAAGUGCCGUCUGAUCGACUUCCUACUUUUGAGGAAGGAGAGCAAAAAGGUGAUCUUGUUUGUUUGCAAGCAAGUCUUAUUGCCGGGGCAACAGUGUAGCCUAGCGAUUAUUGCUCGGAUGUUUGACAAGCUCAACCAGGUCUAUCGCAACUUCCUUGAAGACGAACAGUUGGCAGCCCAGAACCCUGAAGGCGGUGGAACUCCUAAAGCAGCCGCAGCUAGACCCCCAAUCAUCAGAAAGAUUGUCAUCGACCAAUCGGACAUGUACACGCAUGUAUUGACACCCGUUGCUGAACGCAAAGACAUCAAGUAUAAGUUUGUUGUAGCAGUGCUGGUGGAAUACAUCAGGUCACUCAACCAUUAUCAAAUCCCUGUUCAGCAUUUCCUGUACGAGUUGGUCAUCAAUACCUUGGUCCAUCACAACUGUUUCUAUCAACUGCAUCAAUUCCUGCAAUAUCACGUCUUAAGUGACUCUAAGCCCAUUGCUUGCCUACUGCUGUCAUUAGAGAGCUGUUACCCACCGGCACAUCAACUAGCACUGGAUAUGCUCAAGAGGGUGUCAACAGCAAACGAAGAGAUAGUUGAAGUGCUUCUGUCUAAAAACCAGCUGCUUGCCGCACUGAGGUUUCUCCGUAGUGUCGGGGGUGCCGAUAGUGCCUCAGCUAGGAAGUUCCUUGAUGCCGCGCUGAACACAGCAGACAGCAUGCUCUUCUACACAGUCUUCAAGUUCUUUGAGCAGAGGAACAUCAAACUCAGGGGAUAUCCUCAGUUUAUGCCAGGUGAACAUUGUGAGAAGUAUGUGAAACAUUUUGAGGCGACGUUUGGUAUCGAGUCACUUGCCCCUUUACCUUAACAUCUACCGUGCUUCUGUGGACUAUUUCCCAUCAAGCAACCAUCUUGGACUUGUACCCUGAUAAUGUGUUGUUUGCAAUAUGUUAAGUUUUAACAUGGCACCAGGCGCCAGACUGUUUAGGAGCCUAGCUUUUACAUGUACGGCCACGUCUAUUGUCAGCGUACUUCCAGGUAAUUUGUAAAUUAUGUCAAAGUCUCAAAGACCUUCUGGUAGACACUGACCCUGGAAAAUAUAUUUCCCAAGAACUAACGUCUUGGGAAUUCAUAGGAAUUGGAGCAAGGCCGUUUCAUGUACAUUUUGUAAAUGAGACUGUUGGUGUAAAUAUUAAUAUUGUUGAACAAAAUGGCGACUUUCAAUUUGAUACUGGUAGUCGUACGCGAGUAUCACUGCGUUGCAUAUCUAAUUAGUGAUUCUUGAUCACCAAAAUUCACAAUGGAAUUUCUACGCGUAGCGCAUAUAUUUAUUUUAAUGUGACUGACGCGCCUGACUGACUUUAAACCAUAUCCUGAUUGCUGAUUGCUUUCCUAGAAAAGCUUUGGAAGAAAAUAAAGAAAACUUAAGACCACUACUACAAAAUUUGCAAGACGUUAGUGAGAGUCUAAUUAUUGUGUCGUUAGACGGCGCACUAUGCACGAUCACAAGCAUUUUGAACCAAGACUACUGAAGGCAUCCAAAAAUAAUCACAAAAAGUUUGGGGUUUGGUAAAACUUACAAACAUACAAGCUAGACAUUUAUACACCUAGGAGCGAUUGUUAUGAGAGUACAUGGGAAAAUUGUACACGUGUAUAUUUGAUGUAAAUACAAGUAGAUUAAAAUUAUUCCGUAAAAUUAUGGAGAAUUGAAAAUUGAAUUUGAGAGAAAACCCAGGUGCUUGACAUGUAGGAGGAUGAAAUUUGUCAGACGAGACGUACAAGUUAUAAAAGUUUAUUUGUUCAUGUCUCUGAGCCAGCCAGUAAUCAUUUUCACUGUGAACAGAUUGUAAAAAUUGAAACGCCAGCCUUGUGUAUAAAAUAAUCUUCUAAUCAUGACUCAAUAAACGGUACCCCCAUAUAAUAUUAGUUUCUUUUAUUAUUUGCAGACCAAUGUUCAAAUGAACUGGACGGAAUAAAAGGCAUUUGUAUGUUGAUCCACUGUAGAGACCAUUUCUCAGAUAUUUACAGUAUAUGAAAGAGAUGCAUCCUGUCGUCCUCAAAUUGCUUUAAACUUUCAGGGAGGAUGCCUACAGAACCAUAAAACACAUUCAUAUAUUUUUCAAUUUAGCUGAAAAAACAAAUCACUUGAAACGUACAGGGGAUGCCUAGUUCUUUUAUGUAAAAUUGUUCAAGCAAGUGAUUUUUGAAAACUAUUAUUGGAAAAUUAACACAUUUGUAAUGAUAAAGCCAAACCAGAAA